UUAUCUCCUGCAGAAAUGGUUUCUCUUCAUUUCCAGAUCUGAAACAAUUAUUCUCUCUCGAAAUCAAGUUCUCACACAGUUAAACAUCGCCAACAACUCGUGUUCUUGCGAUUUCAGUGAUGAGAAGAUCUGAAGAAGAAUCAACCAAAUGAUACGAACCUAAAUCCGAGCAUAAAGAAACUCGAUUCAAUUCAAUCGAAGAGAAACAUCUACAAAAAUGAACCAAAGAUUUUUGGUGUUUGGUCUGAUUGGAACAAGUCAAGUUAGUGAUGAAGGUGAUGUUGAGUUCAAGGCUGUUCUUUUUGUUCCUCCAAAGGCUCCUCAUGAUCUGUAUGGGAGUUACUACAAUGCUAACAAGUCCAACUUGAAGUUAUACGUCAGACGUGUCUUCAUCUCAGAUGGAUUCGAUGAUCUUCUGCCCAAGUACCUGAACUUUUUGAUGGGAAACACAUUAGGAAGUUGGUUAAAGAUGGAUUCAUCAGCUGCAAACCAAACCACAUUCACUCUCCAUAUCAUGCACGGAGAAUGACAAAAGCCAGAUUGAGGGGUUUUCACUCUGGAUAUGGUUCAGUUAGUGAUUGAGAAUUUAGAGCAAUUGUUCCUGAACACAAUAAAAAUGAGCGGCUUGUUGUCAAUGAUGAUCGAGGUGAUAAGUUAAUGCUACUGCGAGCAAAUCCAGAUGCC
Molecule: messenger RNA, 684 nt
Organism: Papaver somniferum (opium poppy)
Lineage: Eukaryota; Viridiplantae; Streptophyta; Magnoliopsida; Ranunculales; Papaveraceae
Product: endoplasmin homolog
Exons: 4
Coding region: 218-529 (103 amino acids)
Biological process (GO): protein folding
Molecular function (GO): ATP hydrolysis activity; ATP-dependent protein folding chaperone; ATP binding
Source: RefSeq, a predicted model, not a curated record